AUGAAAUGGACAAUCAAGCUGUUUCGGCCCCCGACAAAACUGAGUAGCUUUUCUCAAAUUCUGAGAAGAACCGGUUUAUCUUCCUCCGUGAAUAAUAGUUUGGUAUUUGUGCUGGAGAAGAUCGCUUCGAGUAGCCGAUUCGUGAUAACGCCGAGCCUGGUCUCGAGAAUUUUCCAUCGAUCGAAGACAGAGGUGGAUAUGAUCAACAACUUUGCAGUGGUAGAACGUGCCGUGCUCUACGCAAACUGA
This is a messenger RNA of Fasciola hepatica (liver fluke), 249 nucleotides long. Lineage: Eukaryota; Metazoa; Platyhelminthes; Trematoda; Plagiorchiida; Fasciolidae. The record is from the annotation of a GenBank genome assembly.